Messenger RNA from Verticillium alfalfae VaMs.102, 948 nucleotides. RefSeq names its product aquaporin-3. Gene Ontology annotation, cellular component: plasma membrane. The coding region runs from base 1 to 948 and encodes 315 amino acids. The transcript is spliced from 3 exons. Gene Ontology annotation, molecular function: water channel activity; glycerol channel activity. Gene Ontology annotation, biological process: water transport; glycerol transmembrane transport. The record is from RefSeq and is a predicted model, not a curated record. Lineage: Eukaryota; Fungi; Ascomycota; Sordariomycetes; Glomerellales; Plectosphaerellaceae.
AUGGGUGCCGACGCCCACACCGAGCACGCCGGAGCCAGCUCCGAGCCCUCCGUCACCCACGAGGAGCAUAGGAAUGAGCUGUGGUGGAGCAAGGUCCGCGAGUAUGGCCAGGAGUUCUUCUCCGAGUUUUUCGGCACCAUGGUCCUGAUCCUAUUCGGUGAUGGUGUCGUGGCCCAGGUUGUCCUCUCCAACGGCACCAAGGGCGACUACCAGAGUAUCUCUUGGGGAUGGGGAUUGGGUGUCAUGCUCGGCAUCUACGUUGCUGGCAAGACUGGCGGCCACCUCAACCCUGCUGUCACUCUCUCCAACUGCAUUUACCGUGGUCACCCCUGGCGCAAGUUCCCCGUCUACGCCCUCGCCCAGAUUCUCGGUGCCAUGGCCGGUGCCUUCAUUGUGUACGGCAACUACCGCUUCGCCAUUGAUCAGUUCGAGGGCGGCAGCGGCAUCCGCACCGUCGGUCUCGAGACCUCCACCGCCGGCAUCUUCUGCACAUACCCCGUUGAUUUCGUGGACACCACGGCCCAGUGGUGGUCCGAGUUCUUGUCGAGCGCGAUUCUCCAGUUCAUCGUGUACGCCCUGAUCGACAAGGACAGCAUGGCGGCCGGACCCCUCUUUCCUCUGGCUAUGUUCUUCGUCAUCUUCGGCAUUGGCGCGUGCUUUGGCUGGCAGACCGGUUACGCCAUUAACCUCGCCCGUGACUUUGGCCCUCGUCUCGUGUCGUACAUCCUCGGCUACGGCCACGAGGUCUGGUCCGCUGGCAACUACUACUUCUGGAUCCCCAUGGUCGCGCCCUUCUUUGGCUGUGCCUUUGGUGGCUUCUUGUACGAUGUCUUCAUCUACACCGGCGAGAGCCCCAUCAACACCCCUUACAUGGGCCUUCAGCGCUUCUUCAAGCCCAAGCGCAGCGUGUGGUCCAACACGUACAAGUCGUUCGAGUCCCAGGUCUAA